GUUGGUUGCCUGGCCGUGAGGUGGCUGAGGCCGAGGCGGGAGGCGCGCGGGGCGGCUCCCGGACGUGAGGCGGCGGUCGGGCUGCGGGAUGGAGCUGGAAGGUGGCGGCCCCGCGCCGGGCCCGGGGCAGGCGCCUCUGGGCCCCCGCGGGCUCGACUUCCUGCAGCACACGGUGGGCUCCCUGCUGUCCAGCUAUGGCUGGUACAUUGUGCUGGCCGCAGUCCUCAUCUAUCUCCUCGUGCAGAAGGUAUCGCAGAGCUUGGCGGCCAGGCCGAGCAGCCGGCCGGGCGCAGCUGACGCAGCUGUGGAACCCGAGAUGGUGGUAAGGAGGCAGGAAGCUUUGGCAGCAGCUCGCCUCAGGAUGCAAGAAGAGUUGAAUGCACAAGCAGAAAAAUACAAAGAAAAACAAAGACAGCUUGAAGAAGAGAAGCGAAGACAGAAGAUAGCAAUGUGGGAAAGCAUGCAAGAAGGAAAAAGCUAUAAAGGAAACCUGAAGCUGAAUCAGGAGGAAGUAGAAGCUGGUGCCUCCACCUCCUCAGCAGUCCCAAAAUCGAAACCUAACAAAAAGCCCUUGCGAGGAGGUGGGAGGAAACAAAAUAUGCCUUAUGAAUGAACUUUUUACCUCUGAGAGCGUGGCCUGCUUUGCUAAACCUAGCAGGAAGUUUCUGUGGUGCUUUUCCCCAGGAAAACAGCAUUUCAGUGUUCUUGUAAAUGCUUCUGUCACAAUUUACUGAGUUUUUUUGUGACUCAAAAGGGCGAUUUCUUACCAUAUUUGUGGGAUCCCUCCUCCGUCAUUGUAAAAGUCCUGUCAUUGAAUAUCUGAUCUGUCUUCCAAUCACCUGUAGUACCAAGUAAAUGCAGAUGAUUUGCUUUGUAUUACAUAGAUUCAGGCAGAUGCCAGACUUUGCGAUGUAAAUGUGACCUUAUUUAUCAGCUGUCAUGGUAAUGACCUAUGAAAUAUGUAAACUCUGCAGAUGUAUAAGCUGUUAUCAAGUCUUGCAAACCACCAAAGUCUUAGCAUUAAUGUUGCUAUCAACCACUGAAGUUAUCUUGAUGGACCCAUGGCUUUCCCUGGCCUUACAUAGUUGCAUUUCAUCUCCCAGCUGUUCAAACAGGCUGUGCCAUGCCUGCAAGCACUAAUUUGGGUGUAAUAUUUUAAUUACAGUUUUCCAUCGUGGAGAGGAUCAUCUAGGCAGCCUCAAUCAUAUUAGACUAAAUGAGAAACUCACUUAGGGUGCAGCACUAAGUCACUUGAUUAAAUAUGAAAUGUGAAGAUUCUAAAUUAAACAUAUUCAACAUCAAUAAUAGUGCAGGGUUGAAAUUUCUGCUUUGAAUAUUUGUGCUGACAGUUGUUGGCAACAUCUGAAGGAAGUGACCAAUCAAUUUACUGUGUGGUGAUGCUGUCAAAUAUCUUUUCUAGCUCUUAGGAUACUCAUGGCAGUGGGAGACGAGUAAUGCUGGGUAAUAGCUGUGCUGAGAACCAAGGUCAGGGCAUCUGGGUUGAGGUACCCUUCCAGGUGCUACCUGUCCUAGUUUUGUCCUGAGCAAAAUCUUGGCUUAAGUGACAGAUUGUAGAAUUAGAGGCCUCUGAUCUUCUCAUGAGGUAUACAUCAGCAUGAAGUGAAAGAGCCAUCUGCACUGUUCAGCUGCUGAAUUAAGCUAGAAAGCGAAACUUGGCUAGUCUGAGAAAAACAAACUUAAAAGAUGGAGGUGAUGCUUGAAGUUUCAGUGGAACAGGUUGCUUUGAAACCUGCUUGGUUAGAAAUGCUGACAGGUUUUCAGUUGUCUUUUUCUUGGCCUUGGACAGAACAAAUUGAGGACAUUUGCCAAGUUGUAUCUUUCAGAGUACAUACUCGUAAAAUAAGUUGACUGUACUUAGGGCAUGAGGAGGUUCAGCUGAAGGAUCUGUUUGCCUUACUGUGUAAACUUACCUUUUCAAAGCCUUUAAAAUGUAGUAAUGAGCAUUUCUACCUCUUGACCUUCAGAAUUUCCCUUCCUUGCAGGACUGGAAUAAAAGAGUAUUUUAAGUCUCUAUUAGGAGACUGUUCCCUCAGAGAACAGUACACAGAGUUUACUGUAAGAGUUACUCUUACUGCUCUGUUUACUCUGCAGAGCUGCAUUAAAGCUUUAGUACAGACUUAGAGAAAUUAAAUGGUAAUUAAUUUCACUUUAAUCUGAAUUCAUCAAAUUAGAACACGAGUGUUUUCCCAUGGCUUUUACUCUUAGCACUACACAAAUAAACCAUCUGGAUGGUUUCUCUGCUUAAAAUGCUGCCUGUGUACUAAGUACAAACAAGGUGCAAAGAAUUGUGAGAUUUCUUUUUUUGUGUGUGUUUGGUGAGGGCCUGUUGAGGACAAAUAUUUAUAUGAUGUAUUUCUCCUCUGUAU
Messenger RNA from Colius striatus (speckled mousebird), 2387 nucleotides. It is a transcript of the gene SELENOS, whose product is annotated as selenoprotein S. The record is from RefSeq and is a predicted model, not a curated record. Gene Ontology annotation, cellular component: Derlin-1-VIMP complex; endoplasmic reticulum membrane; Derlin-1 retrotranslocation complex. Bases 89 to 613 code for a protein of 174 amino acids. NCBI's taxonomy places the organism in Eukaryota, Metazoa, Chordata, Aves, Coliiformes, Coliidae. Gene Ontology annotation, biological process: endoplasmic reticulum unfolded protein response; retrograde protein transport, ER to cytosol. The transcript is spliced from 6 exons.